Anopheles stephensi (Asian malaria mosquito) is the source of this 1419-nucleotide messenger RNA. RefSeq names its product C-factor (gene sni). Bases 591 to 1337 code for a protein of 248 amino acids. NCBI's taxonomy places the organism in Eukaryota, Metazoa, Arthropoda, Insecta, Diptera, Culicidae. The transcript has 3 exons. The record is from RefSeq and is a predicted model, not a curated record.
AAAAUCAAGGUCGCCUUUAUCGCUGCUGGUCGGUAGCAGCGGUAGCUGGCCGGUGAGGUGGUGCGCGCUUUAAGAUUCCAUUUUUUGCUUUCUUUUUGUGUUAAAAAUCAACCUCCCAGAAUGUGAGAAUGAUCGCGACCUGGCGUGAUUAGUACGUCGGAAGCGGAUGAUUUUGACAGAACGAGCCGAUUUGGAGCAGCAACACAAAAAAAAAAGGGAGAAGGAAACAAUAUUCUCUCACUCUCCCGCACACAUCACGGCAUCAUUCGCGUCUUGGCCGUGUCAGAGACCGUUGCCGGUAUCAUUUUUUCUUCGCAGAUCAUCCCUGUCAAACUGUGUUUGCUUGCACCACGGACCAGCUUUACGCAGGAUUUCCUUCUAGAAGUAAAUUUCCGGCGAGUGUACUCUUCGACCUUUCCUGGCUGGUGUACUAUCUAGGCCCUUUACGGUGCCAUAUAAAACGAUUGCCCAACGUUACGUCACUGUAGUGUGUGUACGCGUGUUGCUAGCAAAUUAAGUUUUUUUUUGUGGAGAAAGCGUUCCGUACGGUGCGAGUAAGUGAGUGCUCUAGGGAAGCCAUUCCGUACACCAUGAACAGCAUCCUCAUCACCGGCUGCAACCGUGGUCUCGGGUUGGGAUUGGUCAAGGUGCUGGUUGGUUUGCCGGCCCCGCAACCGACCCACAUCAUAGCGACGUAUCGCGAUCCGGAGAAAUCGCAGGAUCUGCUUGCGCUUGCCAAAAAACACUCCAAUAUAGUUCCGCUGCAAUUCGAUGUGAAAAACUUUGAUCGCUACGACCAGUUCGCAAAGGAUGUGGAUGCACUGCUGAAGGGUGCUGGCCUGAACGUGCUGUUUAACAAUGCAGGCAUCUCACCGAAAUCGACCCGGUUGAAUUUUACCAAGCAGGACGAUCUGGUGGACACGUUCGUCACCAACACGGUAGCACCGAUCAUGAUGACGAAAGCGUUCGUACCGCUGCUGAAGAAAGCAUCCGACAGCAACCCGACCGCACCGGCCGGUCCGCAACGGGCCUGCAUCGUAAACAUGAGCUCGAUACUUGGCUCGAUCGAGGCGAACCGUGAGGGUGGACUGUACGGGUACCGGACGUCGAAGGCCGCCCUGAACGCUGCCACCAAAUCGAUGAGCCUCGAUCUGAAGGGGCACAAGAUAAUGGCGGUCGCACUGCAUCCGGGCUGGGUGCAAACGGAUAUGGGCGGUUCAAAGGCACCGCUUACGGUAGAGGAAAGCUGCACCGCCAUGGUGCGCACGUUGCUCGCACUGAACGAGUCACAUAAUGGAGGAUUUUUGCAGUACGAUGGCAAACCGCUGCCGUGGUAGUUUUGGUUUCCCUUUUCUUUCUAAAUAUUAUCGGCAUUUGAUGGAAAUAUACUCGGGGUAAUAUCUGUAGCUCUCAAGUUUU